UCCUGCGCUACAACCCCGCCGGCCGGCCCGGCGCCGGAAGUGAGCUGUAGGAGCCGCCGCCGGGAGCUGCCACGUCCGAGGCUGGGAGCCACCGCCGCUGCAGCCAUGGUGUCAGUAAUUAACACUGUGGACACCUCCCAUGAGGACAUGAUUCAUGAUGCCCAGAUGGACUACUAUGGCACCCGCCUGGCAACUUGCUCAUCAGACAGGUCCGUCAAAAUCUUUGAUGUACGCAACGGAGGGCAGAUCCUCAUCGCAGACCUCAGGGGUCAUGAAGGACCAGUGUGGCAAGUGGCCUGGGCCCACCCCAUGUAUGGCAAUAUCCUGGCAUCCUGCUCCUAUGACCGGAAAGUCAUUAUCUGGAAAGAGGAAAACGGCACCUGGGAGAAGACGCACGAGCACACAGGACACGACUCCUCAGUAAAUUCUGUGUGCUGGGCCCCCCAUGACUACGGCCUAAUCCUGGCCUGUGGGAGCUCAGAUGGGGCCAUCUCCCUGCUGACCUACACCGGGGAGGGCCAGUGGGACGUGAAGAAGAUCAACAAUGCUCACACUAUUGGCUGCAAUGCCGUCAGCUGGGCCCCUGCUGUUGUACCUGGAAGCCUCAUAGACCAGCCAUCAGGACAGAAGCCCAACUACACCAAGAAAUUUGCCUCAGGCGGCUGUGACAACCUCAUCAAGCUGUGGAAGGAGGAAGAGGACGGCCAGUGGAAGGAGGAACAGAAGCUGGAAGCACACAGUGACUGGGUUCGAGACGUGGCCUGGGCCCCUUCCAUUGGUCUACCCACCAGCACCAUCGCCAGCUGUUCCCAGGAUGGUCGUGUAUUCAUCUGGACCUGUGACGAUGCCUCAAGCAAUACGUGGUCUCCCAAACUACUGCACAAAUUCAAUGAUGUUGUGUGGCACGUGAGCUGGUCCAUCACAGCCAACAUCCUGGCCGUCUCGGGUGGAGAUAAUAAGGUAACCCUGUGGAAGGAGUCAGUCGACGGGCAGUGGGUGUGCAUCAGUGAUGUCAACAAGGGCCAGGGUUCCGUGUCUGCUUCAGUCACAGAGGGCCAGCAGAAUGAGCAGUGACAAGACCGACGGGGCCCAGCUCCCCACCUGCCAAUUCCUGGACCAACAUACCCAGCGGCGGAAAGGAAGCGCUCCAAGAUUAUUUUCCCAGGAAUAGUUAAAACUGCAACGAGAUUGAUCAUCUGCCUUAACAUGUUUGAUAUGGUUUGUAAUUUACAAAGCACUCAUGAGGGGAAAACUACAAAUGAUCUAUUAUUUAAAAAUAUUUUUUUGGCCAUUUUUAUGUACCUUUUGGGUUCAGGCAUUAUUUGGGAGUUUUUGUUUCCAAAGUAAUUAAACAUGUUUAUAAUUCUCCCUA
Eptesicus fuscus (big brown bat) is the source of this 1372-nucleotide messenger RNA. It is a transcript of the gene SEC13, whose product is annotated as SEC13 homolog, nuclear pore and COPII coat complex component. NCBI's taxonomy places the organism in Eukaryota, Metazoa, Chordata, Mammalia, Chiroptera, Vespertilionidae. Gene Ontology annotation, molecular function: protein binding; structural molecule activity. The transcript is spliced from 9 exons. Gene Ontology annotation, cellular component: nuclear pore outer ring; COPII vesicle coat. Gene Ontology annotation, biological process: COPII-coated vesicle budding; protein import into nucleus; positive regulation of TOR signaling. Bases 106 to 1074 code for a protein of 322 amino acids. The record is from RefSeq and is a predicted model, not a curated record.